CAUCGCCCUGACGGUGGCAGUAGAUGGCCUUCGGCGGCAUGCCUGUGGGAGGUCCGCCGGUCUCGCGGCUUCAGCAGUAAUUCAGCGGCAGGGACGCCGAAGGUGUGGGACCAGCAGACCUCCCGUAGGCGUGCUGCUGAAAGCCGCCUGCCUGCCAUGCUGGGGGUGGCAAAGUACAUAGAGCCGCCCCUGGUGCUAGACAAUGUAAAAACACAGCAAUUUGUUUGCAGAGCCUCCUUCCCUAAAUAUCUGCUUUUGGUGGAGCCUAAUCAGCUUGGCUGGAUAUGCUGGUAGGAUCUUGGCAUCAUAUUAAUAUCACACGCUACGUUCUGUGAAUAUAAAUGUGCCAGAUGAAAAUAUAAUAAUCAACAACUAGUGAGUAAGGGGAAAAAUUCUGGCCCUAUUGGAAGUUGUAAGAGGGUAAACCAGGCUUUGUGGCCCCCUGCUGGAGGCCCUGCUAAUCUGCUUUGCCCUGCACCAGGAAAGGAGCAGCAAAGGUGGGUCCUCCCGGCCUGCCUAGAGAGGCCUCACAGAAGCAGCCAAUCAGAGUCCAGCAGGCUCAGAAGGGAUCCAUUUUGAAUGUGAGACCUGGCCGAGGGGCUGAGCUCGUGAAGACCUGCCAAGCGAGGUUGACAACUUACAGUGGGCACCAGGAGCAAGAAAAGGACCGCAGUACUCCAUGCAACAGCAGGAGAUUCUCAAGAGAUUAAUGUUACGUCAGUUGUGGAAUCAGGUGCAGCGAUGUUGAAGUAGUGGGAGCUUUGGAAGGAACUGCGUGGAAAAGAAAAAGCAGGAAGGGAGUCUUCAGCAGCACCACAUCCCAAAGGCAUCAAUUCUCUUCUUGUCAGCAGCAUUCAUUCCUCACAAUUCACAUCCAUAGGUCGCUAUGGAAAAAAUAAGCUUUUUACCUUUGUACAUUCUGAGAUGCCACAAUUAUUGCAAAGUUUUUCAUAACAGAGGCCAGGGGGCUCGCUCCAGUCAGGCUGAAGAAAGCUAGGGAGCCAGAGGAGAGGAAGUGCAGCUGAAGGGCUGGGUAAUGAAGACACCCUCAAGCCAUCGGUAAUGGAGCCCUAAGACAGUGAUCAGUCAAGGUAAAUGAAUAAAGAGGAAGGAGGGGAGGAGAAAGGACGCUCUAUCAGUAACUACAUAAGGAGCCACUGGCACUGGCAAGAUGGAAGGAGCAGUUUUAUUGGACACCAGCUUGGAGGGGUCAUGGAGGUGCCAAACAGCAAGGACCAGCGAGUGAAGUCAGCCAGAGCCAUCCAGAUCACCUACUACCUCCAAACCUAUGGCUCUGUCGCCCAGGCCCUCAUUGGUGAAAAAUGGGAGAGUGAAUUCUGUAAACUGAUGCGCAAGCUGCAGCUGGAUCACCAAGAUCUGCAGCUCUACUCGCUAGCAUCCUUUAGUCUUUGGAAGGACUUCCACAAGAGCAGCCUCUUGGCCAAGGGCAAGAUCUUAGUGAGCCUGAUGCUCAUUCUACUGACUGCUAUGCUCUCGAGCUCCAUGAAGGACUGCCUGCGUGGCAAACCUUUCCUGGGAUUAUUGGGAGUAUUUACAAUCUGUAUCUCCAGCGUCACUGCGGCAGGGAUAUUUUUCAUUACUGAUGGAAAAUAUAACUCUACACUGCUGGGAAUCCCCUUCUUCGCGAUGGGUCAUGGAACCAAAGGAGUGUUUGAACUUCUUUCAGGAUGGCGCAGAACCAGAGAGAACCUUCCAUUCAAGGAUAGGGUAGCAGACACCUAUUCCGAUGUCAUGGUCUCCUAUACAAUGACGAGCUCCUUGUACUUCAUAGCCUUUGGUAUGGGUGCCAGCCCUUUCACCAACAUCGAGGCUGUGAAAGUUUUCUGCCAGAACAUGUGUGUCUCCAUCCUGUUGAACUACUUCUAUAUCUUCUCCUUCUUUGGCUCUUGCUUGGUCUUUGCUGGGCAGUUGGAACAGAACCGUUACCACAGUAUCUUCUGUUGUAAAAUCCCUUCAGCAGAAUACCUGGAGAGGAAACCUGUGUGGUUCCAAACCAUGAUGAGCGACGGCCAUCAGCACACUUCUCAUCAUGAGACUGACCCCUACCAGAAUCACUUCAUCCAGCAUUUCUUACGAGAGCAUUACAAUGAAUGGAUUACUAACAUUUACGUCAAGCCAUUUGUGGUGAUACUGUAUCUCAUUUAUGCCUCUUUCUCCUUUAUGGGGUGCUUACAGAUCAGUGAUGGGGCCAACAUCAUCAACCUCCUAGCCAGCGAGUCUCCAAGCGUCUCCUAUGCCCUCAUUCAGCAGAAGUAUUUCAGCAACUACAGUCCUGUGAUAGGAUUCUACAUCUACGAACCUCUUGAAUAUUGGAAUGGCACUGUGCAAGAAGACUUAAAAACACUGAGCCAUGGUUUCAACACAGUGUCCUGGAUUGAACAAUACUAUCAGUACCUGAGAGUUGGCAACAUCAGCACCACCAACAAAAGUGACUUUAUCAGCAUCCUCCAGAGCUCCUUUUUAAAAAAAUCCGAAUUCCAGCACUUCAAAAAUGACAUCAUUUUCUCCAAGGCUGGAGACGAGAACAACAUCAUUGCUUCCCGCAUGUAUCUAGUGGCCAGGACUAGUGAAAACACCCAAAGGGAGGUGGUGGAAUUGCUGGAGAAGUUAAGGCCACUAUCUCUAAUACAGAGCAUCAAAUUCAUUGUGUUCAAUCCUACCUUUGUUUUCAUGGACCACUAUGGUUUAUCAGUAACUAUGCCUGUCCUGAUUUCUGGCUUUGGCAUCCUGCUGGUGUUAAUACUGACCUUUUUCCUGGUUAUUCAUCCUCUGGGAAACUUCUGGUUAAUUCUUAGUGUCACCUCAAUAGAGUUGGGUGUGCUAGGCUUGAUGACUUUAUGGAAUGUAGACAUGGAUUGUAUUUCUAUCCUGUGCCUUAUCUACACUUUGAAUUUUGCCAUAGAUCACUGUGCACCCCUGCUUUACACAUUUGUACUAGCAACUGAGCACACCCGAACUCAGUGUAUAAAAAACUCCCUCCAAGAGCAUGGGACAGCCAUUUUGCAAAAUAUUACUUCUUUCUUUAUUGGGUUGGUCCCCCUUCUCUUUGUGCCUUCAAACUUGACCUUCACACUGUUCAAAUGCUUGCUGCUCACCAGCAGUUGCACACUACUGCACUGUUUUGUUAUUUUACCCGUCUUCCUAACCUUUUUUCCACCCUCCAAAAAGCACCACAAGAAAAAGAAACGGGCCAAAAGGAAGGAGCGGGAAGAGAUUGAAUGCAUAGAGAUUCAGGAGAAUCCUGAUCAUGUAACAGCAGUCUGAAAGGCUUAGAAAAAAAAUAUAGAUAGAUAUAUAUUACAAAGCAUUGCACAGAGAUGCAGGGAAAGUAGAGCAAAGAUCUCAGCUGCUUGCGCUGGCCAGGUGUAACAGGGAAAAGGAAGACCAUGAAGAGGUAUUUCAUGACACAUCAAGGUGAACUCUUCUAAACAAAAUAACAAAAGUGAAAAUAAUCUAAAAAACUUUCUUUGAAUUCUCAUUCUCCACUAAGGAAGAGUCUGUGGGCCUUCAAGUGGUCUUGAAUUUAAAACUCUAGCUCUAAAUGUGAAUUGCUCAAUCUGCCACAUGUAAGACUGAAGUCAGGGAGUGGGGGAGAGGAAGAGUUAUCAAGAUGAAAAUAGCGUACGCUAGAAUGGUUUGAUAAAGUUGCCCAGCAAAAAGCAACAAGGGUUUCAAACGAGAAAAAAUAAAGAAGAAAAGUAGGGGAGGAGUAAAAAUGCCAUAUUAUUUUUCUUAUUUCUUUUCUUAAGCAGGUUGGUUAAAGUAAACCUAUGCACUUGGGAAGUAGAUAUUUAAAUCAAUCUCAGCCAAAGUACUUCCCAACUUGAAUAUACAGUGUGUAACUAUAUACCGCAGUUAAAACAUUAUCAUGAAUUCAGAUGGUAAAGCUAUACUGCCAUGUGAUACAGGUACUGAAUAUAUGGGUAUAUGGAAGAGGAAAUAAGU
Molecule: messenger RNA, 3966 nt
Organism: Mauremys mutica (yellowpond turtle)
Lineage: Eukaryota; Metazoa; Chordata; Testudines; Geoemydidae
Gene: PTCHD4
Product: patched domain containing 4
Exons: 11
Coding region: 1096-3285 (729 amino acids)
Cellular component (GO): membrane
Source: RefSeq, a predicted model, not a curated record